GGAGAAAGCGAGCGGGCGGCUGGCUUAGGACUCUGAGCCCUGCGCAGCCCGCGCCGGAGCCGGUCCGCCCCGAACCCGCGAAGGGCUCCUCGCGCCUGCCAGCUGCACCGAGGAAGUCGCACUCCGGGGAGGUAGCUGGAGCCAAACCCGCAGCAGGUUUAGAUGUUUAUUUGGCUACUUGGCUACUGAUUAGAGAACACAAAAUGAAUAACUCAACAAACUCCUCUAACAAUGGCCUGGCUCUGACCAGUCCUUAUAAGACAUUUGAAGUGGUGUUUAUUGUCCUUGUGGCUGGAUCCCUCAGCUUGGUGACCAUUAUUGGGAACAUACUGGUCAUGGUCUCCAUUAAAGUCAACCGCCACCUCCAGACCGUCAACAAUUACUUUUUGUUCAGCUUGGCCUGUGCUGACCUCAUCAUCGGUGUUUUCUCCAUGAACUUGUAUACCCUCUACACUGUGAUUGGCUACUGGCCUUUGGGACCUGUGGUGUGUGACCUUUGGCUAGCCCUGGACUAUGUGGUCAGCAAUGCCUCCGUGAUGAAUCUGCUCAUUAUCAGCUUUGACAGGUACUUCUGUGUCACAAAACCGCUCACCUACCCUGUCAAGCGGACCACGAAAAUGGCAGGUAUGAUGAUUGCAGCUGCCUGGGUCCUGUCCUUCAUCCUCUGGGCUCCAGCGAUUCUCUUCUGGCAGUUCAUUGUGGGGGUGAGAACUGUGAAGGAUGGGGAAUGCUACAUCCAGUUUUUUUCCAACGCUGCUGUCACCUUCGGUACUGCCAUUGCAGCCUUCUACUUGCCAGUGAUCAUCAUGACCGUGUUAUACUGGCACAUAUCCCGAGCCAGUAAGAGCAGGAUAAAGAAGGACAAGAAGGAGCCUGCGGCCAACCAAGAUCCAGUGUCUCCAAGUUUGAUCCAAGGACAGAUAGUGAAGCCAAACAACAACAACAUGCCCGGCAGUGUUGACGGCCUGGAACACAACAAAAUGCAGAAUGGCAAAGCCCCUAGAGAUGCUGUGACUGAAAACUGUGUCCAGGCGGAGGAGAAAGAAAGCUCCAACGAUUCCACCUCCGUCAGUGCUGUCGCCUCUAACAUGAGAGAUGAUGAAAUCACCCAGGAUGAAAACACAGUUUCUACUUCCCUGGGCUAUUCCAAAGAUGAGAACUCCAAGCAAACAUGUAUCAAAAUCGUCACCAAGACCCAAAAGGGUGACUCGUGUGCCCCGACGAAUACCACCGUGGAGCUGGUUGGUUCUUCAGGUCAGAAUGGAGAUGAAAAACAAAACACGGUCGCUCGCAAGAUCGUGAAGAUGACUAAGCAGCCUGCAAAGAAGAAGCCCCCUCCUUCCCGGGAAAAGAAAGUGACCAGGACAAUCUUGGCUAUUCUGUUGGCUUUCAUCAUCACUUGGGCCCCCUACAACGUCAUGGUGCUCAUCAACACCUUCUGUGCACCCUGCAUCCCCAACACGGUGUGGACAAUUGGUUACUGGCUUUGCUACAUCAACAGCACUAUCAACCCUGCCUGCUAUGCCCUUUGCAAUGCCACCUUCAAGAAGACCUUUAAACACCUUCUCAUGUGUCAUUACAAGAACAUAGGCGCCACGAGGUAAAACCUCUUUGGGACAAAGGAAGGUGGUCACGGGGAACUUGGGAAGGAGAAGAGGGGUAAAAGAGCUAGUUUUAAAAUCUCUGCCAUUGCACUUUAGAGUCUUAUUAUGGAUGUGCAGUUAAGGAGCUCAAAAGUGACACUCUUUUGUGCCUCUGCUCCAGCUUGGGAAACUCUCACCUCAUAAGCCCUGCCAAUGUAGGAGCAAUGAGACCAUGAAAGCCACACGUUGAACAUGUGGAUUUAAGAAUGCUCUACACUUUCUGUCUCUUGAAGAAGGGCUUCUGAAUCUGCAAUUUUAUCAGUUUCUGCACAAGAAGAAGAAUAACCUUGCUCCUUUUUUGUUGUUGCUCCCAUGUAUUGAUAUAAGUCAAUGAAAGGCUACAGUUACAAGCUAACAUGGAGACUUAAACAUAAAGAAAUAGACAUUAUGCCAUAGAGAAGUAAAGGAAUAAAACUAAAAGGAGUGUAGAAACAACCUCAGAGUGCUAAGCAUAUAUUACUCUUCCUUUCUUAUGGUUUUACCUGGAGGGUUGCAAUAUUAUAAAUGCUUAUUUUUUACCUUUGCUUUUCCUCACACCAAAAGAAAACAAACAAACAAAAAGCCUAAUGAGACCACAUCAUUAUUUUUCUCGUUCUGGCAUUCGUUUUUGUACUGUUCUACACUGUGUGAGGGCAUAUUAUAGAGGACUUGCACUAAACCAGAGACAGCCAUGAAAAAGGGGCAUUUC
Molecule: messenger RNA, 2331 nt
Organism: Myotis lucifugus (little brown bat)
Lineage: Eukaryota; Metazoa; Chordata; Mammalia; Chiroptera; Vespertilionidae
Gene: CHRM2
Product: cholinergic receptor muscarinic 2
Exons: 2
Coding region: 204-1604 (466 amino acids)
Biological process (GO): adenylate cyclase-inhibiting G protein-coupled acetylcholine receptor signaling pathway; chemical synaptic transmission; regulation of heart contraction
Cellular component (GO): plasma membrane; dendrite; synapse
Molecular function (GO): G protein-coupled serotonin receptor activity; G protein-coupled acetylcholine receptor activity
Source: RefSeq, a predicted model, not a curated record